AUGCAAUAUCUAAUUCUUCUUCCCACAAUGUCACUAUAUAGGCAACCGUUUCUUCUUCUUCUUCUUCUUCUUCUUCUUCUUCUACUUAUGCUUCUUCUUCUUCUUCUUCUUCUCUAUAUGUCUUUCUUGCUUUUCAACAGCCGUCUUUUUCUUUUCUUCUCUUCUUCUUCCCUGUCUUCUUUCUCUUCUUCUUCUUCUUCUUCUUCUUCUUCUUCUUCUUCUUCUUCUUCUUCUUCUAUCAUAAUACUUUUGAUAUUCUCUCUCCCUAUCUCUCUCUCUUUAGACAGCCGCCGCCACCUAUUCUUCUUCUUCUUUUUCUUUUCUUCUCUUUCUUCUUCAUCUCUUGUGGUUGCUGUUGUUGUUGUUGUUAUUGUUGUUGUUCUUGUUCUUGUUCUUCUUUUUCUUUUCUCCUCUUUCUUCUUCUUCUUCUUCUUCUCUUGCUUCUUCUUCUUCCUUCUCCUCUUCUUUUCUUCUUCUUGUCUUGCUUCUUCUUUUUCUUCUUCUUCUUCUUCGUCUCUUGCUUCUUCCUCUUCUUCUUUUCUUCUUCUCUUGCUUCUUCUUCUCUUCGUCCUCCUCCUCCUCCUUCUUCUUCUUCUUCCAUUCAUAAUUUCCUUUCUUUUAUGCCUCUCACUUUAUCCAGUAUUUCUUCUUCUUCUUCUUCUUUCAUCAUCAUCAUAUUCUUAUUCUUUUUUCUUUCUUUCUUUCUUCCUUUUUCUUUCUUUCUUUCUUUCUUUCUUACUCCAGCCUUUAUUGCAUUUAUUUGUUGUUAAAUCAUUUCUCCUUUCAUUCCCCUCACCCGAUGUUCCGACUUCUUUUCCUGCAUCGAUUUUCCUUUUCCUCCUCUUCAUUUAA
This is a messenger RNA of Acanthosepion pharaonis, 852 nucleotides long. The record is from the annotation of a GenBank genome assembly. Lineage: Eukaryota; Metazoa; Mollusca; Cephalopoda; Sepiida; Sepiidae.